AGAAAACAAAGAGUUUUGUUUUAACAAAUAUCGGACUCAACAUACUAUAAUUCAGUGACUAAUAAUAGUCUAUGUAUAUUGAACAAGCUUACUGCAUUCGCUCCGACACAAAUCAUUCUUAAUUAUCAACGAUAACUAUGAAUAAUUGAGUUAAAAACCAGAAAACAAAACAGUGCAAAAAAUUGCUAAAAUUAAAGUGUUAUCAGAAAUCUAAUUUCUAGUGCUUGUUUAGUAAGUGCCGCGUAAUUUAAUUAUCUGUUAAGUAUGGACUCACCAUCAAGAAACCCACUAUUGCAAAAUCAACAUGACGAAAUAUCCAGCGAAGAUGAAUCUCAAGAAAGUCUGCAGGCAACAAUUCUUGAAAACAAUACUUAUAUAGCAACAUCUGCACGAUCAUCACAAGCAACAGUCAAGGAACGAAGGCCUAGUGCAGCUCCUGUGGACACAUAUAAUUUCUCGUUCUUAGUGUUUUAUUUAUUGGGAAUGGUGACGCUUCUUCCAUGGAACUUUUUCAUCACAGCUGAAGAAUAUUGGCAGUACAAGUUUAGGAAUUUAUCAAGCAAUGACACGAGUGUGCUGACACCACGACAAAUUGAGUUUCAGCCUGACAUAGCAAUAUGUUCGAGCAUACCAACGACAAUAUUUCUAGUUCUCAAUGCAUUCUUCAGUCAUAAAAUAUCAUUGAAGCUUCGUAUGAUUGGAUCAAUGGUGAUAGUCUUGAUUCUCUUCAUUAUAACAACAAUAUUUGUACAAAUCAACACAGACAACUAUCAAGAUUACUUCUUUGAAUUUACGUUGACGACUGUCUUUGUGAUUAACAUAUUUAGUGCCAUCCUGUCUGGUGGAUUAUUUGGAAUAGCUGGAAUGUUCUCAAGUCGAUACAUAACAGCCGUUAUUGGUGGUCAGGCAUUAGGUGGAGUUUUUACAGCACUCGCUGAAGUUAUUUCCAUAUCAUUCGUAACUGAUCCGAUUGUGAGCGCUUUCAUCUAUUUCUGUGUCGGCACUGUGAUUCUAGUGUCUGCGAUUAUCUUAUACAUUUAUAUGUCAAAGACGCUGUUCUUCAAAUUUCAUAUAAAUCAAUCGCACAUAAAAGCUAACACAUUCUCGAUAAAUAAUGAAACGGGUACGAGUGAGAUAACAGCAACAACAAUAGCAAGUGUAAAUAGGAAUUAUUUACAGCCAGAUUGGAAGAAGAUUUGUGGAAAAAUUUGGAUGCAUGGUUCGGCUGUUUGGUUAUGUGCUGUGACAACAUUGAGUGUAUUUCCAGCGAUAACAGUUCUUGUUAAGUCUACUGGCUAUGGACAUGGACAUAAAUGGAAUGAUGUUUAUUUCCUUCCUGUCAUCAACUACUUGGUCUUUAAUACAUGCGAUUAUUUUGGGAGAAUUAUAUCAGGAUGGCUACAAUGGCCAAACAAUAAGCCUAGACUUGUUGCUUUUUUGACUUUUCUUCGUAUGGCUUUUGUUCCUGCCAUUCUAUUAUGUAAUAUCACACAAAAGCAUCCACUUCCCGUUCUAUUUCAUUCUGAUGAAAUAUUUAUUGCAUUGAUGAUUGGAUUUGCUUUUACUAAUGGAUAUAUUGCGAAUAUUAGCUGUAUCUUUGCACCAGUCGUCGUCGAGGAGCAUGAAAAGGAAAUGACGUCAAGCAUGAUGGCUGCAUUUAUCGGUCUAGGCCUUACAGUCGGAUCGGCAAUAAGCUUUGUGCUGAUUCAAUUUGUGUCUUAAAGUAUUUAUUGACAUGAGGAUCUGAAUAGGAAUUGAUAUAUUUACAUUGACAUAAAUCACACGCUGAAAUUGGACCAAAUUAUUUGUAGUUUAUGCUGGUUGCCUUUAUUACUUUUUUGCAAUUAGGUUUAUGAAACAUUUUUUUGAAAGCUAGUUUAAUUAUUUGCCCUUUUUGUUACCCUUGAAGUGAGAAAUUCAGCUUAAAAUUCACAAUAUUUGGAUUAUGUGCUAUAUAAAUAUUAUUGAUAUUGUAGAUGAUUAGGAACAAGUCAGAUUGAAGAAUAUGUCUGACAA
Chironomus riparius is the source of this 2016-nucleotide messenger RNA. NCBI's taxonomy places the organism in Eukaryota, Metazoa, Arthropoda, Insecta, Diptera, Chironomidae. The record is from the annotation of a GenBank genome assembly.